AUGGAUGUUUUCUCGUUCUGGUUCAUUUUGGCAUCGUAUUCGGUUAAAACAUUUGCUCAGCAAUGUAAGUUGACGCAACGAUCUGAACAUGGCUUAGUUCUCCUUGAUCACGUGUUCAAAUCAUUCACUGUGGAUCGGUUGGCUUCGUGUUAUAUUGCCUGCAAUUCACAGCCAGUGUGUCAAAGCCUUAACUUCAGGCUGAGUGACAAAACUUGCCAGUUUAACAAAGAAAGUAAUAUUUCCUGCCCAGCCAGUCUGAAGCAGAAUGAAGGGUUUAUCUAUGCUGAUAACCCAGAUCGAGGUGAGAAUAUCUUAAGAACAAAUUUUUUUCCUGGAUAUUUCGACAACCGAAGAAAUUGGAAGACAUAACGUGAAGGGAAUUGGUUACGUAAUGAGUCCACAUAGUUACAAGGCCUCAAGAAAUGCAAAAAGUCUACGUCAUUCCGUCAAAGAGUAUUAAAAAGAAACUAAUAUUUCCUGCCCAGCCAGUCUGAAACAAAAUGCAGGGUUUAUUUUUUUGCUGAUAACCCAAAUCGAGGUGAGAAUAUCCUUAAAACACUUUGGUUUUUUUAUCGGUCCGUGUUUAUUAAAAAGUAUAUGGUUACAUUUUUUUCAUGGAUCUGCCAUAGUGUUAUCAAGGAAACUUUUGUUGGCCAGCAAACUUUUAUUCCUUGUUACUUGAACAAAUGAAGAAAUUGGAACUGAUAUAAUUUCGGGGGAAUUGGUUACGUAACGAGUCCACUUAGUUCUAAGUUCUCAAGAAUACGUAAUUAAUCUGUGUCAUUCCGUCAAAAAUUAGACUUCCACCGUUAUAGUUGCUAAAAUCUAACUUUCAUUCGUGAAAUAGACCCAUUUUUAAGAGACAAACGACAUAACAACUGCCCUAUUAAUAACACCCUUUAGUUAUGGUAUUAUUGAAACUUGUCUUCAACUGCAAAUUAUGAUGUAGAUCAAUAGGUUGUAACAAGUAUUUUCAUUUAUAUAAAUGUUAAUUGUGUUGUUUACAAUUGUAUGAUAUGUUGACUACUCAUGCAAAGUAUGAUGAUUUGUUUGCAUAUUUUUGGUUGCAGCUCUUCUCGGGUCAGUUCCCUUCAGAGCUGCAAAGUCCUGUCAACAUGUCUUUCAGAGUGGAGAUUCCACUGGGAAUGGGGAAUACUGGAUCGACCCACAAGGCACUGGGAACUCCUUCAAGGCUUUUUGCGACAUGACAACUGGUGGAGGUACCUUAGUCCUUUUUUGUUGUUUUUUGUUUUCAAAUGUUGGGUUUUUUUCUUUGUGGUUUAUAUAACCAGGCAUUUUUUUAUCGAUAGGAGGCUGGAUGAUGGUUUUGAACGUUAUUUUGCCAAGCCCCCAAUCUUCAAGGUGGAAUGGCAUAGCUGAACAAACGUUUCAAGGUAUGCGUAACUACGGAAACGGCAAAAUGGCUAUAACCAAAAGCGCCAUGAAACAACUAAGAGCGUACAUAAACUUUACCCAAAUAAGAUUUCACUGCAGCAAAGAAAAAGGAACAACAUUCCACGUCCGAACGACUCUGAACAACAAAGGUACAGAAGUGGUGCGAUAUUUCAGCGGUGAAAGAGAUGAGAUGCCGGACUCGUGUGACUCCUUCGUCCGUAUAGAUGGUGACAACUCAAGACUAGCUCAGAAUUGUGCGACAUGGGCAUAUCAUGGUAAGUGGGGACAUGUCAGCCAUAAUGUUGGAGAGAAUCGUCUGUACAACUACGCAGCAUUUGUGGCCCACAGUUAUCAUUGGGUAAUUCCUACUGGUGGCCACUGGAAGUGCGAUGAUAAUACUGGCGACAACCUGUCUACUGGAGACUUUUGGAAAGUUUAUGUCCGUUGA
Molecule: messenger RNA, 1843 nt
Organism: Pocillopora meandrina
Lineage: Eukaryota; Metazoa; Cnidaria; Anthozoa; Scleractinia; Pocilloporidae
Source: the annotation of a GenBank genome assembly